CGAUAGUAGCGGCUAGCAUCGAUGUUUCACCGCUAAAGCGUUGUUUCUGAGAAAAAAAAAAUAUAAAGUCGCUGUUUUUGUGGUGUAGCGUCGUGUGACAGCAUUUGGUGAAAAGUAGCUUCUGGCGCGCACUGCGACGUAGAUACAACACAAAUAUUUUCUGUGGCACUUUGACAAGGUUGUGGAGAGGAGAAUAGUAGCGAAAAGCAAGCGACGUUUUUUUUUUUUGGAGGCCACGCAUAGAGAGGAUCAGGAACAUUGCCAGCCAUGUCGCAGUCGAAGAAGAUGCAGGAUCAGACACGUCAGUACGCGAAUGAGAAUGAUAACGAGAACGAGGAGUUGUCUUCGGACAUGGAGGAGCCAGCCGAUGCUGUGGAGCGUGAGGCACAGCAGGAGGGCCGCCAGGAUGAGAACUUCAACGAUGACAGCAGCCCUGGCAAUGAGACCCAGCAGGGCGGGGACGAGCAUGAGCAGCCGGAUAAGCAGCAGCCCCAGGAAUCGUCCGGGGACGAGCAGAAUAACCAUGGCAACGGGGAGGCAGCAGGCCCUGCCGAUAAAAAGCAGCAGCAACAGGGUGGCAAUAACGCCGCCACACCGCCGCAGGAGCAGGAGGAGCGCGUGAGCUCGACCAAUCUGAUAGUCAAUUACUUACCACAGGACAUGACCGACCGAGAGCUGUACGAGCUCUUUGCCAACUUCGGGGGCAUCAACACCUGCAAAAUUAUGCGCGACUUCAAGACCGGAUAUAGCUUCGGCUACGGCUUCGUCGACUACAGAACUGAGGCAGACACCGAGGUGGCUAUCGAUAAGCUGAACGGGUUAUAUGUGCGCAACAAGCGAUUGAAGGUCUCGUAUGCUCGUCCUGGCGGCCAGUCAAUCAAGGACACCAACCUGUACGUCAUCAAUCUACCACGCAAUAUCGACGAUGAUAUGCUCAACAGAACCUUCUCGCCCUUUGGCCAAAUUGUCCAGCGUAACAUUUUGCGUGACAAGCUCACCGGACGUCCGCGCGGCGUUGCCUUUGUACGCUUCAGCAAGCGCGAAGAGGCACAGGAUGCACUGAACUCGCUGAACAAUACGGUGCCACUGGGUUACACCCAGCCAAUUUGGGUGCGCCUGGCCGAGGAGCAUGGCAAGGCAAAGGCCGCACAGUUCAUGUCGCAGAUUGGCGGGCCGAUGGGUGGUGGUGGUGGCGGCGGUGGCGGUGGGGGAAUGGUUGGCCCACUGCAUAUUGGACAUCAGCCGCACCACCACCAUCACAACAACAACCACAACAACAACCACAACAACCAGCACCAUCCACACAUGCAACAGCCGCACCAGCAACAGCUGCAGCAACACCAUCAUCCACCGCAUCACCACCAGCACCAUCAGCAACAACACCAUCCCCACCAGCCGCAUAACCACAACCACAGCCACAGCCAUGGUCACCACAACCACCACCAUAACAUGGCCCACCAUCCGGCGGCGCACCAUAUGCAGCUGCACGGAGGAGUCCACGGCGGAGUGGGCGUCAGCAUGGGGAUGGGGGGCAUGGGGGUGGGCGUCGGAAUGGGAGUGGGUGUGCAGAUGCAUGCUGGAGGUGGAGGUGGUGGUGGGGGCGGUGGUGGAGCGGGUGGUAUCGGUGUCGGUGGUGGCGGUGGCGGCUACCAGCAUAUGGCGCAUAGAGGUAGAUCAAAUAGAACAACACGAUCUCAAAAACUGCAUCCAUAUAACAAUCAUGCACAGAAAUUUAUUUAAACACACACAAAAAAUUAAUUUCUUUACACCAAUAUUAGCUGCAUCUCACAGGUGAAGUGGUCAUGCUGCCAUUGCCACAUUGCAGCCACUCCAGCCGGCAGCCGUGCAAUGGCAGCAGCAUCCGCCGCAUCCACGUCCACAUCCGAAUCUGAAUCUGAAUCCUCAACCGCAAACGCAACAGCAACAGCAGUCGCGUCCACAUCCACAGCCAGAGCCAACACAGUCUCAUCAGCCAUCAUAUCAGCCACAGCAACAACACCAACAGCAGCAGCAACAGCAACAACAACAUCAACAUCUGCUGGCCACACAUCAGCCAACAACAGCACACCUGUCCACCAUCUUUGCCAGUCAACAAACCCCCAACCAGCAGCAACAGCAACAGCAUUCCCAUCCGUUCAGCAACAAUAUGAAUAGCUACAGCCAACAGCAGCAACAGCAACAGAUCCACAUCCAGAUACCCAGCCAGACGACCUACUUUGCUCCUGCUUACUUUGUGCCUGCCUAUCAAGCAGC
This is a messenger RNA of Drosophila obscura, 2253 nucleotides long. RefSeq names its product sex-lethal homolog. Lineage: Eukaryota; Metazoa; Arthropoda; Insecta; Diptera; Drosophilidae. The coding region runs from base 268 to 1740 and encodes 490 amino acids. The record is from RefSeq and is a predicted model, not a curated record. The transcript has 6 exons. Gene Ontology annotation, molecular function: RNA binding. Gene Ontology annotation, cellular component: ribonucleoprotein complex.